Messenger RNA from Tremella mesenterica DSM 1558, 831 nucleotides. RefSeq lists its product as uncharacterized. The transcript has 5 exons. The coding region runs from base 1 to 831 and encodes 276 amino acids. Gene Ontology annotation, molecular function: metal ion binding; superoxide dismutase activity. Gene Ontology annotation, biological process: superoxide metabolic process. The record is from RefSeq and is a predicted model, not a curated record. NCBI's taxonomy places the organism in Eukaryota, Fungi, Basidiomycota, Tremellomycetes, Tremellales, Tremellaceae.
AUGCGAUGGAAGAUUCUGAUGGGGAAUGAUUUGUUAUUGGGAUAUAGAAUAAACCCUCUUGUCCUCGAAGGAGUCCCAAAUUUUCUUCCAAAAGCGAAUUUUGACACGAUAACGGAAUGGCAAAGAGGUCUAUGGACCAGACUACAAGCAGAAGUUCGAAAUAAUCCCGCACUUUUACCCGUCAAACAAAAAUGGGAUAAAUCACCCACCGGAACACCCGACAUCCCUUACCUUCUCACACAUACCGCAAGAGAUCCAUCCCUCACUUUGGCAUACAAUUACGGUGCUUUAUUACUGAACAAUUCUUAUUUUCUCGAAGGAAUCAAUCCUGGAGAACCAAUGACUAUACCGCAAACAUAUCAUCCAUUGGAAGAAAAGGUAGUUGGGUUCGCAGAGGGUAUUGUAGGUGGUGGAUGGCUAUGGCUCGUUCAAACCAAAGGCAACAUCCUCUCUUUCGAUAUAAUACCAACUUUCUCAUCAGGUACUUUACUAGUCACUAAUCGUCGACAACAAGGACGACCCCCUUUAUCAGUUUACGCUCCAACAGGUAGUCUCCUCGAUCCCACUGAUACAUCAGAGGAAAUAAGAGAGUCGAAAGAAUUUGAAGAAACGGAUGAUCCACUUGCCGAACCACUUCGUCCUUCCACAGGUGUGAUGUCGAGGUAUGGUGUUUCGAAUGACUUGUCCGUAAGUCCGUUGGCGGUGUUGAACAUGUUUGAACAUGCUUAUCUUGGGGACAAGUAUGGAGUUUGGGACAGAGGAAGGUAUGCGAGGGAUUGGUGGAGAAGUAUUGAUUGGGAGAAAGUGGAUAAGAGAAGGGGAAUUGCAUAG